Messenger RNA from Chinchilla lanigera (long-tailed chinchilla), 942 nucleotides. It is a transcript of the gene Tex22, whose product is annotated as testis expressed 22. Lineage: Eukaryota; Metazoa; Chordata; Mammalia; Rodentia; Chinchillidae. The transcript has 4 exons. The record is from RefSeq and is a predicted model, not a curated record. The coding region runs from base 477 to 926 and encodes 149 amino acids.
UUCCUGGACCCCAUGGAUCUCAGCCUCCUGCGUCCGCCAUCCCACAGACCCUGCUCUGUACAGGACCCCUCAGACUCCGCCCCUCGGUCUCCAUCGCCCCAGGCCCCGCCCCUCUUUGUCCCCGAGCCUAUAGAUUCCGUCCCUCUCCUUUCCCGGGCCCCUCCCCCUCCUCUGAGAGUCCUCGGGGCGCUCCCUGGCUCCCUAGUUGUACUCUCCGCCGAGCAGACCCCCGCGAGUGGGUGGGAAGGAGGGCUGGGGCCCUGGUCGUAGGUGUGAGGUGCGUUUGGAGGCGAGAUCACAGGAGGGAGGCGGUUGAGUGCUGGCACCCCCAGUGGGAACCAGAGCUGCUGGACAGAGUCUAGGAGGCCGUACAAAGCUGACCAGGUCGUGCACUGGGCAGGACUGCGGCAGAGAAGGGCAGCAUCAACUUCCACUUGGGGUAGCCCAGGGUGCAGACCCACCCGCAAGGAGUAGAAAUGGACAGCAGACAGUUGUGUUCCCUGGGGAGGACCGGGCAGUCGCAGCACCCUGAGGAGUGCAGGCAGCCCUCUCACCCACGCAGCCCAGUGGCGGCCUGGGGCCAGCCUAGAGCCCAGAGCAGCGCUCAGCAAGGACUGCAGACGCAGGACUGGGUGUGCGAGCCCCAGGAGCCCCAGAGCCCUGGCCGGCACUGGAGCCUCAGCAUCGAGGAGCGCCGGCUGCUGGCACUGCGGGGCGCGCAGGAGCCUCAGGACUGGAGCUGCCAGGACCUCGUACAGGUAGUGGCUAAACUGGUGUCCGAGGAUGUGGACAAGGACGUGCUCCUGCCCCAACCGCGGAAUUCCUGCGAGCCCAACAACGCCUUUCGCGACUUCCUGGCGCGGAGCGCACCCUGCUGGCAGAACGCAACUUCUUGGGCCCUGGCCCCGAGGUCACCCCGCUGCUAAGAUCCUGCUCAGCCCA